GCUUGUCCUCCACCUGGGCGUCGUGGAAACCACACCGUCUGCAAAUCAUCCGCGUUUAACUUCCACGCUACCCACGGCCUGACCACAUUGCUUCUCCGGUUUUCUGGCUGUGCUUCUCUUGGCUCGACUGAGGCUACGUCUUUAUACGCUCUAGCUGCCUGUCUUCCACAGACCGCGGCAAAUCAUCCGAAGACGGUUUGCGACGGACAUAUCUCUGCAGCCAUCCCUCCUCGUGGGCGCACGCAUCCAACCAUCCAACCUCAGCUUAGAGCCUAGCUACCCUCGACACCUCGCCAAUCUACACAGUCUAUGGACGCACGGCAAGCAGACUACCCGCAGUCAGGUUUGAGCUCGCCCUACCCAACCUUUCCUGAAUCAGCUUCUGAGGGAACCUCUGCAGAUCAAGCAUCUGCUGCGCAAUACCCUCCCCCGGGACCAGAUCCUCGUUCCUCCAACCUCACCCCAAAUUCAGACUACAGCCUGAAUCCUUCGUCGGCUCGAUCAGGGUCGUUUCCGGAUUACAUUCAACGUUCGUAUCAACCCGGCGCUCAAGGGCAAGCACCCGGUGGUAUGGCGCAACAACAGAGUCCGUCAAUGCCUCUCCCAGAUGGUCAAGCAAAUGGCCAUCAAUCACCACAACAACUCAAGUCUGACUCGGAUGUUCCUAUAGAUCCAUCAAUCGCCGCGCAGACGAGCCCAACAUAUGCAAGCCACCAGCAGCAAUACUCGCCUUACACACCUCACCACGACAUGCAGCAUUAUCCAGGGCAGCCCCAAACUCCCAUGGGGUACCCUUCGCGACCUGAGUGGGCAGGCCACUACCCUCAGCCAGGUAUGCACUACGGGCAUCCUGCGACUUCAGGGCCACCUGCGCCUGCAAUGGUCUCUCCAGUUCAGCGACCACCCACUGGCGGGCAUCCGCUAUCCACAGUAUACUCAUUUGUACCCAUUCCUGGCGCACAACAACAUAAGCGACCACGUCGGCGAUACGAAGAAAUUGAACGCAUGUACAAGUGCGGAUGGAAUGGCUGCGAGAAAGCAUACGGUACUUUGAACCAUUUGAAUGCGCACGUCACGAUGCAGUCGCACGGCGCAAAGCGCACUCCUGAAGAGUUCAAGGAAAUCCGAAAGGAGUGGAAAGCAAAGAAGAAGGAGGAGGAGGCUGCACGCAAAGCCGACGAAGAGCGACACCGCGCCGACGUGCAGCAGCGCGCCCACGAAGGAGGCGCUCCUGAAGCACCUGUCUAUGGACAGAUGCGACAGGCGGUCGGCGUCCCUGGUCAACCUCCUCAACAUCCCCAACUUCCCCCCAUCGGGUACCAACCUGCAGCCUCUGGCAACAGCACUGCUCCUCAGUACGGCACGCAGAGUCCAGGUCUCCCUGAGGGCAUGGCUCAGUAUGCCACCCCCAACAGCAAUGCGUACAACAGUCCAAAUAGUAACAAUAGCAGUUACCCCCAGUCGCCCUACGGACAAAACCCGCAAAUGUACCAGCAGAACCACUAGGAACGUCCUGCCAGUCCAGAAGCCGACCCCCCUCGAUUACCUGUUUGAAGACGAUGAUGGUCGUCAAGAUCGAGGUAUACCAAAAGCGCACUCACUUGUUCCGUCGCACAGAGCAAGCGAGUCUCGACGACUCUCUUUACGGUGGUUCUUUGCCU
Alternaria rosae is the source of this 1661-nucleotide messenger RNA. Its product is annotated as transcriptional regulator. The record is from RefSeq and is a predicted model, not a curated record. Gene Ontology annotation, biological process: regulation of DNA-templated transcription. Lineage: Eukaryota; Fungi; Ascomycota; Dothideomycetes; Pleosporales; Pleosporaceae. The coding region runs from base 310 to 1506 and encodes 398 amino acids. The transcript has 3 exons.